Messenger RNA from Linnemannia hyalina, 1815 nucleotides. The record is from the annotation of a GenBank genome assembly. NCBI's taxonomy places the organism in Eukaryota, Fungi, Mortierellomycota, Mortierellomycetes, Mortierellales, Mortierellaceae.
AUGAACUACGGCCAGCAACCAAAGUCUGUCCUCGAGACCUACAUCGAGCGGGCCUGUGACCCUUCACGCUACGAACCAGACCUGGCCCUCAACCUCGAGAUUUGCGAUGUCAUCAAAGAGAAACAAAAAAACACGCAAGUCAACCAGCCUACCGUUCUCAGCAUUUCGGCGGCAGUCUAUAUCGUUCGCCUUAUCAACAACCGUAACCUCCACGUCAGCAUGCUCGCCCUUGCCCUGCUGGACAAUUGUGUCAAGAACUGCGGAUACCCUUUCCACCUCCAGAUCGCAACCAAGGAAUUCUUGAACGAGUUGGUCAGAAAGUUUCCAGAGCGACCCCUGGCUGUGUACACGCCCGCGCAGAACAGGAUCCUGGAGUUGAUUCAGGAGUGGUAUCAGACUUUGUGCAAGUCUUCGCGGUACAAGGAGGAUCUGGUCCAUAUAAAGGAUAUGCAUCGACUUUUGUCAUACAAGGGAUACCGGUUUCCUCAACUCAAGGGCGCUUCUGCCUCAGUGUUGAACCCUGUUAACACUCUCAAAUCUCCUGCUGAGCUUGAGGAGGAAGACAGAGCAGCACAGUCAGCUAAACUGCAAGAGCUCAUCCGUCGCGGACGCCCAGAGGACGUCGUGGCUGCCAACGAGCUGGUCAAGAAGAUGACAGGAUACGAGCAAGAAGAAAGGCCCGAUUACGAGGAGGAAGCGUCGUCGGAACUUGACAAGAUUCUUCUUAAAGCAAUCUUGCUGACAGAGAUGCUGAACGAAGUCAAGCCAGGCGAGUCCAUCGGUCGCGGCGACAAGUUUGAGGAACUUCUCAGUGCAUGCAAAGCAGCACAACCCAAGGUCCAAAAGUUCAUCGGCGAGGCAUCAGACGACGAUGACAUGGAGAAACUGCUUCAGACCAACGAUGUUAUCAACAAUGUGAUUGAGCAAUACAGCCAGGUCAAGAGUGGCCGCUUAGUUAAAGCAGCGGUUCCUUCAGUCGGACAUGACGAGAACAACAACACUGGAUCCAGUGGAGCACCAGCACAGAGCGAGUCAUCGUUGAUCGAUUUGGUUGAUUUUGGUGGUCCAGAUGACAACAGCUCGCCAAUAACAACAUCAGCAGCUCCUCCACCACCUACGACAGGCAACUUGAUGGACGAUCUGAUGAGUCUUAACUUUAAUGACGGACCACCACCAGCAUGGGGUGCAGCAGGAAGCAUUUCUCUUGGUCGAUCCAUAUCCCCAGCGGCUUCAUUCAACUCCAACUCUUCAUCAUCCUUCAACACUGGUGCCCCUCCAGCUUACAAUGUCCUUUCUUCGUCAUUUGGAGGAAACAACACGUCUAGUUCUGGAUCGCCAGCAUUCUCUAACAGUCCUAUGAUGCAACCCAUGUCGAGCUCCUCUAAUACAAAUACCAACGCCAACUCUGGAUUCGACGAUUUUGACUUUAUCUCCAACACCGGAACUACCCAAUCUGGACCCACCACCGUGGUGUUGUUGAACAAAAAUGGAUUGUUGAUUGAGCUGGAUAUUGAGUAUGUGGUCCCAGGAGACGUGAGUUCGAUCAAAGUGGUAGCACUUUUCUCCAACGCACACAGCAGCGCUAUGUCCAGUCUGACAUUCCGUGUUGCAGUCCCCAAGAGUUUGCAGUUGCAAUUAAACCCCCAGUCUGGUCAAGUAUUGGCACCGUUCUCGAAGCGAUCGGUGACACAGUCGUUGAGUAUCAACAACCCCACUCGCCAACAACCUGUCCGAAUCAAGUACCAUGUCUCGUAUGUUGUUGAUGCUAGAACGAUAGAAGAGCAGGGCGAGUUCAACCAGUUUCCUCUGGUGUAA